AUGGACAAACUAUUGAUAUGGAAUGUUAGAGGGUUGGGAACAUCCAUGACUCAACUCAAGGAUAUUAUGUCUAAAUUUAAUCCAAAGAAAUUCUGGCUUUUUUGGGAGGAUGACUUAUUAUUUGAGGAAGUAUCGGUUUCACGUCAGCAUAUUACCGAAAAGGUUGGUGGGAUACCGAGACAAGAUUUACCAAAGCGAGAAUUUAACGACUGUAUAUCAACCUGUGGCCUUCAAGAUCUUCAAACAGAAGCUAUGAUUUUUACAUGUUGUAAUAUGCAAGAAGGAAAAGGAUGCAUUUGGGAGAAGUUGGAUAGAAUCUUAGUUAUUAAUUCUUUCUUAACUCAAUUUGAAGUGGCUUGUGCUAAGGUUUUAUCGAGAUCUAGUUCUGAUCAUUGCCCAUUGUUAGUUCAAUUUUUGGCUCAGCAAGAACGUUAUGGACCACCACCUUUUUAUUUCCAGUGGAUAUGGGUAGACCACGCAGAUUUUCUACCUCUUGUCAAAGAAAAUUGGGAAGAACCAACUAGAAAUUCACCUUUAUUCAAACUUGGAGUAAAAUUGAAGAGGUUAAAACCAAUUUUGCGAAAGUGGAACAAAAGUGGUUUUGGGAAUAUCAAAUGCCGCAUAUUGGAGUUAGAAGACAAAAUUGUUAGGCUCGAAGAUCAAGUAUUAAAUUUCGGUAAUGUGCAGGAUGAAAAGGAAUUAAUUGCAACAAGGCUUGAAUUGAAGGACUGGAUUCGGCGGGAAGAAAGCUUCUUGGCUCAAAAAACUAAAGUGAAAUGGAUAAAAGAGGGGGAUGCUAAUACCAAGUUCUUUCAUGCGUCAAUAGCCAAACGUCGGAAAAAAUCUUGGAAUUACAGCAUGACUUUACAGGAUGGAUCAAAACUUGACAGCCCGCAAUCGGUCCAUGACGGAGCAAUUGAUUAUUUUCAUGAGCUACUUACUAUUGAGAAUGUCAUACCGGAGAUGGAAUUGUUGAAUUCAUUGAUUACACUGAGUAUAUCAUCGGAAGAUAAUAUCAGAUUGUCCGAGACUCCUUCUCGCGAGGAAGUGAAACCUAAAGUCAAGGUUCCUAGCGGCUUUGGAGACUUCAGACCCAUCAGCCUAUGUUCUGUGAUCUACAAAUGCUUCACUAAGGUAAUUGUUAACAGAUUGCCACCUUUACUUCGUAAUUUUAUUUCGAACGAACAAGGGGCUUUCAUUGGGGGUCAAAGUAUUUUCAACUAUAUUGCCCUAGUACAAGAGCUAUUUCGAAGUUUUACAAGAAAGGUUGAGGUGGGAAUGUAA
Olea europaea var. sylvestris is the source of this 1284-nucleotide messenger RNA. RefSeq lists its product as uncharacterized. The record is from RefSeq and is a predicted model, not a curated record. NCBI's taxonomy places the organism in Eukaryota, Viridiplantae, Streptophyta, Magnoliopsida, Lamiales, Oleaceae. The transcript is spliced from 4 exons. The coding region runs from base 1 to 1284 and encodes 427 amino acids.